AUGACAUCGAAUAAAUCUCCCCCUCCUAGCCCCCGAGGCAAAGCCAGCGAGGCAGCCGGAGUGUCCAAGACCGGCAAGGGCAAGUCCAAAGGUCCCAUCCCAGCCACUGCAGCGCCACCGCCGCCGUCGUCGUCGCACGCACAACCAUCCAGGGCGCGACGAUUGAGCACUCCGGACUCGGACCCGAUAGUGACCUCUAGAAGGACGAGGAGUCGGGCCCAGGUCGCCGCCGCCGCCACGGCAGACGAAUUCGCCGCGGGCGGCGCUCCACCCAUCGUGUCGCCAAAGUACAAGACGAAGCGCGCGCUCAAGCAGGCCAUCAAGGACGCGCUGGGCCCGGCGUACGUGAGUCCGACUCCAGCGCCUGGCGCAAAAGCUUCGGGGUCGACGAAGACAAAGGCUGCCGAUACCUCGAAGAAGGCGAAGAGUUUGGGAAAACCGACGAAGGUGACGAAGAAGAAGAAGAAGAAGGAGGUGGUGGCGAACGAGGAGGAGGAAAAGAAGAAAAGAAAGACGGACAAGAAGGAGAAGCAGAAGAAGACGGCGACGAGUCCUACCAAGCCGGAGAAGGAAAAUGAACCCCUGCCGCCGCCGGCUGUCAGCAUUCCCGAUGUCAUGCCUGCGGAGCAUUCCCCGUACUGGUCUGAGGACGAGGUCGCCCCUCUUCCUCCUCCGAGGAAGGUCCCAAACAAGCCAAAAGGGACGACAUCCACCCAUGGAGCUGGCCCAGGGAAGACCGUCGAGGGGGAGGUGGAGGUGAAGAAGGAGCCGGACGAGGAGACGCAGGAGAAGCCGGAGACGGAGGAGAAGCAGAAGCAGGAUCUGAAGGACAAGGCUGACACCGACAAAACCGCCACCUCUACUACUCCUAAAACGACAAAAGCUAAGCCAAAGGCCAAGGCCAAGGCUACCAAGAAGAAUACCGAGCCCAAGAUUACGACCGCCUCGACCGCCAUCGCCAGCGCAGCAAAGGUUACCAAGAAGAAGAAGAAGACGUCCGAGAAGAAAGCGGUCCCCGUCAAGAAAGGCGCUGCACAGUCCCAGGAUGGCCCGGCGAGGCGCGUCACGAGAAGCAUGGCCAAGGCGCAGGCCAAGUCGACUUGA
Molecule: messenger RNA, 1104 nt
Organism: Fonsecaea monophora
Lineage: Eukaryota; Fungi; Ascomycota; Eurotiomycetes; Chaetothyriales; Herpotrichiellaceae
Exons: 3
Coding region: 1-1104 (367 amino acids)
Source: RefSeq, a predicted model, not a curated record